AUGCACUCGACUCGCCAUGCUUUGCGUCAACGAGCGGUCCUCGUCACAGGAGCGAGGACGCCGUUUGUCAAGUCUUUUGGGACUCUGAUGAAGGCAGACACGUUGGAUCUGGGGAGCGCAUCCGUAGCCGGUCUCCUCAAGAAGACGUCGCUGGAUCCCAAAGAGAUUGACCACAUCGUGUGGGGCAACGUGGUGCUUCAAGGAAGCGCUCACAACUGCGCGCGCGAGAUAGUGAUUGACCUGAACAUGCCGAAGAAGAUUAUCGGCAAUCUCACAAGCAUGGCAUGUGCGAGUGGACUUAGCUCGCUCUCGCAGGCAUGCAUGCUGGUCGAGGGUGGGCAUGCUGAUGUCGUUAUUGCCGGUGGGAGCGACAGUGUGAGCAAUACAGAGGUCCCGCUGCCACGCCCCGUGACUUACGGGCUGAUGAUGGCGCAGAGGAAGGGCGUCAUGGGCUUCUUCAAGGAAGCGGGCUACAAUCCGCUCAAGUGGUUUCCAGGGGGCAUUGCGCUGACAGAGCGGAGCACUGGAAAGACCAUGGGGUGGCACGGGGAUCUCAUUGCGGAGCUCAACAGCAUCUCGCGCGAGGAUCAGGAGGCUCUGGCGGUGGCUUCACACGCUAAUGCCGCUCGGGCUGAAAAGGCGGGGUACUUCACUGAGGAAAUUGUCCCUGUCACGAUUGAUAAGAAAGGCAAGAAGACUGAGGUGACCCGCGACGACGUUAUGCAGCGCGACACUGAGAAGAUGAAAACCAAAAUGCCAAGCCUCAAGCCCGUUUUUCGAAAGGAGAGAGGAACCGUCACGGCCGCCACGUCAAGCACCUUGACAGAUGGAGGUAGCGCGAUGCUUGUCAUGUCUGAGGAGAAGGCGAAGAAGCUUGGAUACCCGACUGAUGUUUGUGUCAAGAGCUGGUACUUCUCCGGGAUCGACCCUUAUCCGCAGCUCCUUCUCGCACCUGUUCUGGGCUGGGGUCCAGCGCUGAAGAAGGCGGGUCUGACGCCGAAGGAUAUCGAUCUCUACGAGAUCCAUGAAGCCUUUGCAGCUCAGGUGCUCGCGACGAUCAAGUGCUUGAAGUCUCAGGAGUUCUUUGACCGAUACGCUAACGCCGCCAGCCCUGUUCUAACGGAGGACUUUGACCUGUCGAAGCUGAACGUGAAUGGUGGGUCCCUGGCGCUGGGUCACCCGUUCGCUGCAACUGGUGGUCGGAUUGUGACUUCCCUUGCCAACGAGCUGCGACGCUCCGGGAAGCGUCAUGGCCUUGUGAGUAUUUGCGCUGCUGGCGGUCUCGGCGGCGUUGCUAUUCUAGAGCACACUCCGAAGAAGUGA
Leishmania mexicana MHOM/GT/2001/U1103 is the source of this 1323-nucleotide messenger RNA. RefSeq names its product thiolase protein-like protein. NCBI's taxonomy places the organism in Eukaryota, Euglenozoa, Kinetoplastea, Trypanosomatida, Trypanosomatidae. The record is from RefSeq and is a predicted model, not a curated record. Gene Ontology annotation, cellular component: cytosol. Gene Ontology annotation, molecular function: acyltransferase activity, transferring groups other than amino-acyl groups. The transcript has a single exon. The coding region runs from base 1 to 1323 and encodes 440 amino acids.